Messenger RNA from Maudiozyma barnettii, 1599 nucleotides. RefSeq names its product Git1p (gene GIT1). The record is from RefSeq and is a predicted model, not a curated record. NCBI's taxonomy places the organism in Eukaryota, Fungi, Ascomycota, Saccharomycetes, Saccharomycetales, Saccharomycetaceae. Bases 1 to 1599 code for a protein of 532 amino acids. Gene Ontology annotation, cellular component: plasma membrane. Gene Ontology annotation, molecular function: carboxylic acid transmembrane transporter activity. Gene Ontology annotation, biological process: carboxylic acid transport; transmembrane transport. The transcript has a single exon.
AUGUCUGACCUUGAUGGUAAAGGUAAUGUAAUUGUCAACCAGGUAGAAGGACCGGAGGAUGAAUUUGACUCUCCUCUAGAUGUUUUACCAAAUACAGACUCUAGGUAUAUUACUUAUGAUGCAGAGGCUCGUGCUAAUAGAGUAUUAGCCACUAAGGAUAAAAAAUUUAAAAAUAUUAUUACAAUCAUUGCUUCAGGAUUUGCUUUAAUUAGUGAUGGAUAUGUUAAUGGGUCCAUGAGUAUGUUGAACAAAGUAUUUGCAAUGGAAUACGGUUCAAAAGUAAACUAUACCUCUUUGGUUUCAACAAGGGUGUCAAAUGCUUCUUUGGUUGGUAUUAUCUUUGGUCAAUUUUUCAUGGGUAUUGCUGCUGAUCAUUACAGCAGAAGAUCAUGUAUCUUGGUAGCAACAGUAAUUUUGGUUGUAGGUAGUGCACUCUGUGCUGCCUCUCACGGUACAACUGUUCCUGGUAUGUUUUGGAUGCUUACAGUAAUGAGAGGUUUAGUCGGUAUUGGUGUCGGAGCUGAGUAUCCAACAAGUACAUUGAGUGCUAAUGAAUCUGCCAAUGAAUAUACCACAAAGAGGAGAGGAGGUAUCCUUGUAUUGGUUACCAAUUUCCCAUUGGCCUUUGGUGGUCCUUUCUCAAGCAUCAUUUUCUUAAUCGUUUUCAGAAUUGUUAAAGGCACUAAACACCUUGAAGCUCUAUGGAGAACUAUUUUUGCUCUAGGUUGUUUUUGGCCUUUGACAGUUUUCUACUUCCGUUGGAAGACAGCUACCACUGAAAUAUAUGAGAAAGGUAGAAUUAAAAAACAAAUUCCUUAUUUCCUUGCGUUAAAAUUUUAUUGGAAAAGAUUAUUAGGUACAUGUGGUACUUGGUUUAUGUACGAUUUCGUUACUUUCCCAAACGGUAUCUUUUCUUCUACAAUUAUUGGAGCUGUAAUUAAAGAUAAAAAUGAUUUAGAAAAGAUUGCAGAAUGGAAUUUAUUAUUGGGUGUCCUUUCAUGCCUAGGUGUCCCCAUAGGUGCAUAUCUUUCUGAUCGUAUUGGUCGUAAAUAUACACUAAUGAUCGGGUUUUCAGGUUAUAUUAUCUUUGGUUUAAUUAUUGGUUGUGCUUAUGAACAAUUAUCUAAGAUUACACCAUUAUUUAUAAUCUUUUAUGCUUUCAUGAAUAUGUUAGGAAACGCUGGUCCUGGUGAUAUGUUAGGUGUGAUUAGUAGCGAAUCCUCAGCUACAGCAGUAAGAGGUGUCUUUUAUGGUAUUUCUGCUGUAACAGGGAAAAUUGGUUCAGUUGUUGGCGUUGAGUGUUUUCAACCAAUCAGAAACCAUUUAGGAGCUAGAUGGACAUUUAUUAUUGCAGCAAUUUGUGGUCUAUUGGGUGUUUUGAUCACAUUUUUCUUGGUACCUCACUCUCUGGAGAGUGACUUAAUGAAACAAGACGUAGAGUUCCACAACUACCUAGUGGCUCAAGGUUGGACAGGUAAGAUGGGUUUUGAUGAAGCUAUCGAAACAAGUGAAGCUGGUUCUUUGGAAAGUAAUAUUGAGUGGGAGGCUGAUAUAAAGAAAAAUAAUGAGAUAGUUUCUGUGAGACAGAUAGAAUCUUAG